This is a messenger RNA of Poecilia reticulata (guppy), 3678 nucleotides long. Its product is annotated as double-stranded RNA-specific editase 1-like. Gene Ontology annotation, molecular function: adenosine deaminase activity; tRNA-specific adenosine deaminase activity; double-stranded RNA adenosine deaminase activity. Gene Ontology annotation, biological process: adenosine to inosine editing; RNA processing. The record is from RefSeq and is a predicted model, not a curated record. Lineage: Eukaryota; Metazoa; Chordata; Actinopteri; Cyprinodontiformes; Poeciliidae. Gene Ontology annotation, cellular component: nucleolus; cytoplasm.
UCAGGUUGCAUCAACAUUUCAAUGUCAAGUGGACCAAAACAAAUCUGAGAUGAGGAGAAAAUGAAAUGUUCUGAGCCCUAAAAUAAAGAGGGUGGAGUGGAGCUAAUUCACAGGUCACUGGUGUUGUUAGCAGUUUGCUCCAUGUGUGGGAUACCAAGAAUCAGUGUGGCAGGCAGAGGAAGGAGGUGGAGAUCAGUCCUCUGCUCCUCCUCCCUGUUCGCUCCAAAGUUGUCGACAGUCUUCCAGAGCCUGUAGGGACAGAUCAGCCAUGGCUCUGCUGCUGGAUGUGGCUGCACACUGCUGCCUGGUCCGCCGGCGGUUCAGGAGGAGGAGGAAGAAACGCUCAGAGCGUAAAGGUGGAUCAGGGAACCGGCCGACCCGAACCCAGCAGAGGCAGCCCAUCACAGAGGGGAUGGAAACACAAAGCAGGAGUUCAUGCAGCACAGAUGUUAAGGAAAAUCACAACUUGGACAACCUCUUCUCAAAAGAAGGGGUUGCAUCUGUUGCUGUUCAGCUCCGCAGUGGAAGGACGGGCAGAGCUAGGAAACGUCCCUUAGCGGAGGGUAACAAUGGCCGCACACCCAGCAAGUACUGGCCGAAAAAGCGUAAAAAGGUCUCAGGACCCAUUGUGCCCAAGAAUGCCCUCAUGCAGCUGAAUGAGAUAAAGCCUGGACUUCAAUACAAGCUGCUUUCUCAGUCUGGCCCAGUACAUGCGCCUGUGUUUGUGAUGACUGUUGAGGUCAAUGGACAGAUAUUUGACGGCGCAGGUCCGACAAAAAAGAAAGCCAAGCUAGGCGCUGCGGAGAAGGCCAUGCGUUCCUUUGUCCAGUUCCCUAACGCGUCUGAAGCACACAUGGCCAUGGGUCGGACUCUGGCUGUUCACACAGACUUCACCUCAGACCAGGGGGACUUACCUGAUGAGCUCUUCAAUGCCUUUGAGACAUCCAGAGCUCUAGGCGACCCAUUAUACCUGACCCCCAACAGCAGGAGAUCUUUCACAACUCUGGGAAUAGAAAGCCCAUUGCUCCCUCCCCCCACCUCAAACAUUGUUCAGUCUCCGCUGCCCCCUAAUCCAUUUGCCUUCACUUCCUUGACAAGUGGCAAGAACCCUGUAAUGAUUCUGAAUGAGUUGAGGCCAGGACUUAAAUAUAAUACUGUGUCUGAGAGCGGGGAGAGCCAUGCCAAAAACUUUGUCAUGUCAGUGACAGUGGACACUCAGAACUUCCAGGGUUCUGGGCGGAACAAGAGGCUGGCCAAAGCUCGAGCUGCUCAGGCUGCCCUGUCUGUACUCUUUCAUAUUGAGCCGGACCAGGUAUUGUCCCGGCAACCUAUACCCAAAGAGGGAUUGCAGCUUCAUCAACCACAGGUCCUGGCUGACGCCGUCUCUCGUUUGGUUGUUGAAAAGUUCAGUGAACUAACUGAUCACUUCACAUCUCCACAUGCUCGAAGGAAAGUCUUGGCAGGUGUUGUCAUGACAGCAGGUUCAGAUGUAAAGGAGGCACAGGUUGUCUGUGUAUCCACAGGGACAAAGUGCAUCAAUGGUGAAUACAUGAGUGACAGAGGACUAGCCCUGAAUGACUGCCAUGCUGAAAUUAUAGCUCGGCGCUCUCUCAUCAGGUUCCUGUACUCCCAACUGGAACACUUUCUCAGUCCUAAGGAAGAAGAUCAUCACAAAUCUAUCUUCACCUGCUGUGACAACAAACAAGGCUUCAGAUUGAAUGAAAAUGUCCAGUUCCACCUGUACAUCAGCACCUCCCCCUGCGGCGACGCCCGCAUCUUUUCACCUCAUGAAGCUGCUGUAGAAGACCAGAGCGACAGACACCCUAACAGGAAGGCCCGCGGGCAGCUGCGGACUAAGAUUGAGUCUGGUGAAGGAACCAUCCCAGUGCGCUCUGGUAGCACCAUUCAGACAUGGGACGGGGUUCUUCAGGGUGAGAGGCUGCUCACCAUGUCCUGCAGCGACAAGAUAGCCAGGUGGAAUGUGGUUGGAUUCCAAGGCUCUUUGAUGACCUACUUCACUCAGCCCAUCUACUUCUCCAGCAUCAUCCUGGGCAGCUUGUAUCAUGCGGACCAUCUGUCCAGAGCCAUGUACCAGAGACUGACUGAGAUGGAGAUGCUACCGCCACCUUUCAGCCUGAACAAGCCUCUGCUCAGUGGAAUUAGUAACACAGAGGCUCGUCAGCCUGGAAAGGCCCCAAAUUUCAGCGUGAACUGGACCAUCGGAGACCAGGGUUUGGAGGCGAUUAACGCCACCACAGGAAAGGAUGACCUGGGCCGACCCUCGAGACUCUGCAAGCAUGCUCUGUACACCCGCUGGAUUGACUUGCACAGCAAGCUGUUCUCCACCCUGCGUAUUCAAACACUGGAGCCCAGGAGCUACCAUGAAGCUAAGCAGGCCGCAGUGCAGUACCACUCUGCCAAGCAGGCUCUCUUCAGAGCCUUCCUCCAGGCCGGACUGGGAGCCUGGGUUAAGAAACCUGUAGAGCAGGACCAGUUCUCUUUCAGCAACUGUGUGUGAGCUGGUCAUGGAUCUUAGGUGGAGAAGUAUGUUCCCUAUUGAUUUUCUAUAGACUGAACUCUUAAAUUAUUACAUUUGUCAUUAUUAGUAUGUUCAAUAGGAGAUAGAAUAGAGGGAAAUCACAAAAUAUGAUGCAGUCUGCAGAAACAGAAUGUAGCUCUGUUCUGCUGCAUAUUUGACUGCACAUCCACCCUCAGUAGGAUGCAACUUCACAUUUAAGGUAACGACAGGACAGUGGAACCAUGAAUUUGAAGAAAGUAAUAAAAAGUCUUUCUCUGAUUCAACAUUUAACAAGUAGAACUAGUUUUGGUAAUCUUAAAUGACCCAAAACAUUGGCAAAAAAUAUCCAGUUUCACAUCAGAAAUAGAGAAAAUAAUGGCUAUGUGUAUUUUUAUAUGGUUUAUAUGGUUCCAGUUGUGUGCAAGGCAGAUGGAAAUCCUGUAAACUUAAUUUCAUGACAGUGAAAGAUGAUGUCUUAUUAUUGAUUGAAGUCUAUUUCAGGCUAAUCAACAUCACAUAAAUCUUAGUUUGGUUAUGAUUAUUAUUAGAUGUAAACUAAAUUUUAAUGUUAAAUAUGUCAUCAUGGUGGUGUACAAACUCCUAGACUGACUCAAAUGUACAAUCAAAAUAAGUUCAGCUUAAAUGUUUAUUUAAUGACCCAUUCAGAUCUAGUUGUCAUGGUGACGUGAUUUUCACAGGCUUAAAAAAAACUUUGUUUCACAAAACCAGUGAUCAACUCAGAUGGAAAGUAGUACACAUGCAGACAAAUGGAGGAAAUCUAAAUGAUUUUCAAGGAGUUAGAACAAGGCCAUGUGGGUUAACAGGAGGAUUUUAGAUCCAGUGGGAACAUGAGGUCUUCCGCUCACACCGUCAUCUAGACGCUCUAAUCAAAGAUUUGUUAUCCAUGUUUGACCUCCAGUUUUUGCAAUGCUUUGACCUGACAGUACUGAUCCUAACCAGAAAUGUAGAGUCCUCUGUAAGAACUGUAAUUAUAUAUAAACAGUGUUCAAAAUGUUUUCUUUCAGCCUUCCUAGCGGUCAUCAAGGAUCUACAAACCAGAUUCCAAAAAAAUUGGGACACUAAACAUAUUGUGAAUAAAAACUGAAUGCAAUGAUGUGGAGGUGCCAACAUCUAAUAUUUUAUUCUCAAUAGAACACAAA